Messenger RNA from Aspergillus tanneri, 414 nucleotides. It is a transcript of the gene acpA, whose product is annotated as acyl carrier protein. The record is from RefSeq and is a predicted model, not a curated record. Bases 1 to 414 code for a protein of 137 amino acids. The transcript has 6 exons. NCBI's taxonomy places the organism in Eukaryota, Fungi, Ascomycota, Eurotiomycetes, Eurotiales, Aspergillaceae. Gene Ontology annotation, cellular component: mitochondrion. Gene Ontology annotation, biological process: fatty acid biosynthetic process. Gene Ontology annotation, molecular function: acyl carrier activity; acyl binding.
AUGUUCCGUUCCGCUAUUGUCCGUUCGUUGAGGGCUUCUAUGCCUCGUUCCGUCAGGACCCCGGCUGCUUUCCAGAUCCGUAGCUCCCCCGUGGCUCGUCCGGCUCAAUUCGCUCCUCGGUUUGCUUAUCAGGGUGUUCGCCUCUACUCCGCCCCUGCCGGUCUCGACAAGACUGAGGUCGAGGGUCGGAUAGUCAACCUCUUGAAGAACUUUGACAAGGUCUCCGAUGUCAGCAAGAUCAACGGCGCCUCUCACUUCACGAAUGACCUUGGACUGGACAGCCUGGAUACUGUGGAGGUUGUGAUGGCGAUUGAGGAGGAAUUCAGCAUUGAGAUCCCUGACAAGGAGGCAGACGGCAUCCUCAGUGUUGACAAGGCUGUUGAGUACAUCCUUGCUCAGCCCGAUGCCCACUAA